CUCCAACCCGUCGGCCACCACCCCCGGUGACCGGAUUCCUCUUCUCUCAACCCUAAUCCCCAAAUUCUACCUCACCCAAAUCCCUAAUUCUCGUACUAAUCACGAUCCUCAAUCGCAAACCUAGAUCCGUGCUCUUUCACUCUCACAAUGUUGCAGGCACAAUUCAGUCAUCAAGCUGCAUUCCAAAAUUUGGACGAAAAUGCUGGAAGCAUGCAGAAGGAUAAAAUAGGGAAGAAUAUUUCUAGAAAGGAGAAGACUACCUUUCUUAUUAACACACUCAUGGAUCUCAAGGAUAACAAAGAAGGUAUUUAUGGUGCUCCGGAUGCUUGGGUUGCAUGGGAGCGGGAAUUUCCUAUUGGUCCUCUUUUUGCUGGCUCUUGAGAAGGAACAGCAGUGGCAUCGGAUUAUUCAGGUGAUUAAAUGGAUGUUGAGCAAGGCUCAGGGAAACACAAUGGGAACGUACGGGCAACUAAUACGUGCAUUGGAUAAAGACUGCCGAGCAGAGGAAGCACAUACUGCUUGGCUGAAGAAAGUUGGUACAGAUCUUCAUUCCGUGCCUUGGAAGUUAUGCAGCAUGAUGAUAUCGCUUUUCAAGGACAUGGAAGCAUUUGAUCGGAAACUCCAUGACAAGGUUAUAGUCCAGAGAGUAGCAAAUGCACAGGAGAUACUAGGUAUGCCAGGAGAGAAAGAACGAGUACUUCAAAAGUACGCUGGUGUUUUAUCUGAGACCAAGAAGAAGAAACGGUUUCGGAAGAGACCUGAACAGUCUGCUACUGAGGGGAAGCAAUAAGGUGAAAUUGUUCUCCUUUAGUUUUUGCUUAACACUGAUUGAAUUCAAUACAAAAUUACCAGGAGAGUAUUAUAUUCGUCGAUAGAUUGUUUGACGAAAACUUUAGACAAUAAAUUAGGGCUUUAGAAGCAAUUGUUA
Linum tenue is the source of this 928-nucleotide messenger RNA. The record is from the annotation of a GenBank genome assembly. NCBI's taxonomy places the organism in Eukaryota, Viridiplantae, Streptophyta, Magnoliopsida, Malpighiales, Linaceae.